Molecule: messenger RNA, 1314 nt
Organism: Chlamydomonas reinhardtii
Lineage: Eukaryota; Viridiplantae; Chlorophyta; Chlorophyceae; Chlamydomonadales; Chlamydomonadaceae
Exons: 7
Coding region: 115-846 (243 amino acids)
Biological process (GO): exocytosis; Golgi to plasma membrane transport
Cellular component (GO): cytoplasm; exocyst
Source: RefSeq, a predicted model, not a curated record
CGAAUAGGGCCCGACCCUGACCAAAGCACCGCACGUCACACACAAGCACACACGCGCACACACGCACACGCGCACGCCGUCGCUUUGCUGCAUCGCAUACACUGUCUGUGCGCUAUGUUUUCCUUGUGCUCUUUAGUGGUGCUGCCAGCCCUGGGCGGCGCGGCGGCCGAGGUGUCGGCGUGUGCGGCUGGUCUGGGUCUGGCGCUGCGGGCGGUGGAGGCGGCGGUGCUGGGCGUGAUGGGCGCGCUGGUGGAUAUGCUGGUCAUACAGGCGGAGAAGGUGCUCAUGUACGAGCAGCGUGCGGCCGAGUUCCUGCCGGCCGAGUCGGGGCUGGACGCGGCGGCACUGGACCGACCCACGGGCGCAUGCCUGCUGGUGUGCGCACUGUUCGAGGCGCUGGGGCGGGCCUGUCGCGCGCACCUGGACGGCCCCAACCUGACCUCCUGCCUGCUGGACGUGGGCUGCCGCAUGCACGCCACCUUCCUCAACCACAUGCAGCAGUACUGCUACAACGCCGCCGGCGCGCUGCGCUGGCGCAACGACGUGGCCGCAUACAGCGAGGCACUGCAGGCCUGGGGUCUGGGCCCUGCGCUGGACGGGCGCCUGGCGGCGGUGGGCGGCCUGUGCGGCAUCCUGGUGGUGGAGCCGGAGCAGCUGCUGCCGCUGGUGAACGGCACACUGAGGCUGGACCACAGGGAGGCCAUCAAGUACGUGCGGCUGCGCCAGGACUUCCACCUGGCGCGCGUACAGGGCCGCAGCCUGCAGCAGGUGUUCGGGGAGGACAGCGCAGUGGUGCCGGGGGGAGGCGGCCCGCCCGCGGGGGCGGGGCCCAUGAGGCAGGCCUAGGCAUGUAGCCCCUGGCUGGGGGGCGGAGGCGCAGGUGGAGGCGUGCAGCAGGUGGUGGCGUAGGUGGAGGCGUAGGUGGAGGCGUAGGUGGAGGCGUAGGUGGAGGCGUAGGUGGAGGCGUAGGUGGAGGCGUAGGUGGAUGGCCGGCGCUGAGGGCCGGGACGCGCCUAGGCGCGUGUGCGUGGUGUAUGGUAUGGGCGCGGUUGGAGGUGGACAAGGCGGGACAGCGCGCAGUGUGUGCUGCGGUGGCCCAUGGGGCCAUCAAUUCCAUUCCUGUCAGUCUAUAAGCGCGUGACGGGGGUUGUGGGUGUCGGCAUGUUCCUGCGAUACGGUAUUGAGUAUGGUCACGCUUAUCAGGUUCCAGCAAUCCAGCCGACAUAUGUGCAGUGACGCAGUGUCAGGAUGCUGCUGCGAGCCUGCAGAGUCGGAGGCAAUGCUGUGGCACACCGUGCAGCUAUCGCGAUCGAC